AUGAGUAUAGAAGUACAAAACUUACCCUCCAAUCAAAGAUCAACUUAUAACACGAAGAUACGUCAAUAUAAAGCACAAGUGGAGGACAGUAAAGAUAGAUUAAAGAAAUUGUUGGACGAUCAAGAUAAAUACGAAUUGUUUGGAAACAGAUAUACCGAUGAUGACUCUCAUGACGAUAUACACGAUUCACAACGUAAGCAGUUGUUGAAUAACAAUUCUUCACUAGAAAGGACGUCCGAGAGAUUGAGAGAUAGUCAAAGAAUAGCUCUCGAAACAGAAAAUAUUGGGGGUAACAUUCUUAACGAUUUAAGAUCCCAAAGAGAGCAAAUCAUGGGCUCUAGAAACACCUUAAUGACUGCCGAUGGAUACGUCGACAAGUCAAUCAAAACUUUGAAGUCAAUGAGCAGAAGAUUAACUGCAAAUAAAUUCAUAAGCUAUGCUAUUAUUGCUGUGUUGAUUUUAUUAAUAUUUUUGGUUCUUGCAAGUAAAUUUUGGUAA
Molecule: messenger RNA, 498 nt
Organism: Debaryomyces fabryi
Lineage: Eukaryota; Fungi; Ascomycota; Pichiomycetes; Serinales; Debaryomycetaceae
Gene: VTI1
Product: v-SNARE protein
Exons: 1
Coding region: 1-498 (165 amino acids)
Biological process (GO): retrograde transport, endosome to Golgi; intra-Golgi vesicle-mediated transport; vesicle fusion with Golgi apparatus
Cellular component (GO): SNARE complex; endoplasmic reticulum membrane; ER to Golgi transport vesicle membrane
Molecular function (GO): SNARE binding; SNAP receptor activity
Source: RefSeq, a predicted model, not a curated record